UCACUAGUCCAUAUCUGAACUGACUUCUCUUUUUGAUGAUCGAUGUGCGCAAAAAUUUUUUUUAAAAUAAACGCCAAAAAUAAAUACCGUAAUUUUCUUGGACAAUCAACCUUGGUAAAAUUAAUCAAUUUUUCAACCUCUUGCCUGAGGGGGAGAAAUUAAUCGAGAAGCAUUUGGCUUCCUAAGCUUGACACCCUUAGGGUACCUCUGUAUAUUUUUCCCUAAAUUUUUAAAUAAUUUUUAGUUUGCUACAGUAGUCAUUUCUACAGUAUUUUCCCCUUACUUUUUCUUAAAAAAUUAAAUAUUUAAAUGGGCACAUUGGGAGGCACUUCCGCUGCUUCAGGUGGUGGUGGUAGUCCUCCUACUCCUUUGUGUCGCUGUAGGGUUUUAUAUAUUGGAUGUGCUGUCCCCACUGUUACGAAAGAGGGACUUCAAGGCAUUCAACAACCUUUGCGAGAACGAUACCCAGCCAGUGAGAGUCCAGAAGCUAGAGGAAUCGAUUCUUGGCUUUCCGUUUGGUAUAAUGGACUCUUAUUAGAAUAUGUGGAUGGAGAGAAGAGAACAGACAGUGCAUUCUUUGCAAUAAAUUCGUUACAUUAUUGUGCUGCUGUUCGUUAUGUUAAUAUGGGGGGAUUUGCUGUAGAAGGUGGUGGUGAAAGAUUUAUCCCGUUGGACUCGCCAUUUGCGCUAACUGAUUCUCCACAUCCCCCAAUAUUUGCUGCUAUCUUUCGACGCACUACGGGGGUCAAGGUUUUGGAAUGCCAUGGAUUUGUUUGCACAAACGAAAAGGCGGCAAAUGCCCUCGUUCGUUGUUGUUUUCAUGCUUACGCAGAUACAAUGUAUUUAAAAUUGGAUGAAAAAAUGCCCUCACCGGGAGGAUUAAAAAGUAUAAGAGAACCACCACCUCAACAACAAAUACAAAGCAGAAGUGGCACUCCUAGCAGUGAACCAAACUUUAGCGAACAAGAAAAUGGUAGCGGAAUACCGCCACCACCGGGGCCGUCAGUAAUAGUUGAGGGAACACAAGAAUGGAAUGAUAGGGCGAUAAGUCAAAAAACUUGGAAGCGAAGACAACAAUCUGGGGAAUAUGAUGGAAGCAGUUUAAAUUCAAGUUUAAUUAAAAAGGGAGGUGUAGGUGGAGGUGUUUAUAGUAGAGAAAGACAACAACAACAUGAAGGGGGUAUUUUAGUACCUUACAGAGAAAAUGGGAACGGUGUUGCUAAUAACAACUUUAAUAAUGCUAGACGAACAACAAGUCAUACAGAAUUACGCCCGCCUGUUGGACAACUAUCAUCAGCAGACCACUUUGAACAAUUUGGACAUCGCCCUCCUAUGCCAAAUCCUUUCAUGUUUGGAGGGCCAAUGUCUUCCCCACCACCACCUCCUCCUCAUCCAGGCCUUGUAUUUAUACCGCCAGGAUUAGCACCACAACCGCCUGGACAUUUCUUUCGCCAACCACCACCAAUGCAUCACCACUCUCCUCCACAUUUCUUCCCUCCUAGGCCACCAUUUCCGCCGUUUCCUCCACCACCACAUUUUGGACGUAUUGCCGCUCCACCACCGUUUAUGAUGCGCCCCUUCUUUAUGGUCAUGCCACCCCAUUUUAUGGGAGGAGGAGGACAUCAUCAUCCACGUCCCAAAUCCCCUGAAAGAUUGGGUGGUGGCCCUAUAAUCACUGAGACAGCUUAUGAUACAUUUCCUCGCAAUAAUCGAACAACUUAUGAAGAACCUAUAUAUAUGCCAUCUACGGAUAAUACAGUUCCCCCUCAAGCUAGUUAUAAACCAGGAUCAUUUUCACCCGAACUUUAUGAACAUUAUUAUGAAACAUAUAGACAGCAAAGAACAACAGAGAGAAAGAAUGUUAUGAGCCGUACUGAUUCCGAUGCGAGUGCUGAUUAUUGGGAAAGCGGUGUUGAGGCAAAUACAUUUAGAAAAACACGCAAUAAUGCAGGUAAUAUAACACCAAAAGCAGAAAGAGGACAAAGUCCCGCUGGCGGGAAUAAAAAGAACGGUGAUGGGGAUAAUGGAACGUUAACUAAAACAAGAAUAACACAACAACAACAACAACAACCAGGACCGAGCACUAGCAGAACAGAAUUAAUAGUAAAUGGAAAGGCUAGACCAGACACACCGCCAGCCGAUUAUGAAGUUGGGGGAGGACAUAGGGCAACAACUGCCCAUUGA
This is a messenger RNA of Meloidogyne enterolobii, 2184 nucleotides long. The record is from the annotation of a GenBank genome assembly. Lineage: Eukaryota; Metazoa; Nematoda; Chromadorea; Rhabditida; Meloidogynidae.